CAUUGCGUCAUCCGGGCGCGCGCUGCAGACAGCGCCGUGGUUGCCGGAAGUUGGGCCGCGUUACCCAGGCGGCAUUGUGCUGAUUACAGUGGACAGGGCAGGACCUGCAGGGAGACCAGUCAGGGCACUGUUGCUGUGGUCCAUGUGACAGAGGAGAGAGGCCUGAACCAAGGUGGUGUCCCCUGUAAGAUGUCCCUGUAAGAUGAGGAAACAGGCUCAGAGAAGCAGGCAGUAAAUAAUGGCGGCAGCUACGGGGGACCCCGGACUCUCCAGAUUGCAGUUUGCCCCCUUCAGCAGUGCCUUGGAUGUUGGAUUCUGGCAUGAGUUGACCCAGAAGAAGCUGAACGAGUAUCGGUUGGAUGAAGCUCCCAAGGACAUUAAGGGUUAUUACUACAAUGGUGAUUCUGCUGGGCUGCCAGCUCGCUUAACAUUGGAGUUCAGUGCUUUUGACAUGAGCGCCCCCACCCCGGCCCGCUGCUGCCCGGCUGUUGGAACACUGCAUAACACCAACACACUCGAGGCUUUCAAGGCUGCAGAUAAGAAGCUACUUUUGGAACAAGCAGCAAACGAGAUCUGGGCGUCCAUCAGGUCGGGCGCGGCCCUGGACAACCCUGUCCUGCUCAACAAGUUCCUCCUCUUGACCUUUGCAGAUCUAAAGAAGUACCACUUCUACUACUGGUUUUGCUCCCCGGCUCUCUGCCUUCCAGAGAGUACACCCCUCGUGCAGGGACCAGUGGGCUUGGAUCAGAGGUUUUCACCGAAACAGAUUCAGGCCCUUGAGCGUGCAUACGAUGAUCUUUGUCAAACAGAAGGAGUCUCAGCGCUACCUUACUUCUUAAUCAAGUAUGAUGAGAACGAGGUGCUGGUGUCCUUGCUUAAGCACUACAGUGACUUCUUCCAAGGUCAGAGGACAAAGAUUACUGUCGGUGUAUACGAUCCCUGUAACUUAGCCCAGUACCCUGGCUGGCCUUUGAGGAAUUUUUUGGUCCUCGCAGCCCACAGAUGGAGUAGCAGUUUCCAGUCUGUUGAAGUCCUCUGCUUCCGGGACCGCACCCUGCAGGGGGUGAGAGACAUCACCCACAGCAUCGUCUUCGAAGUGAAGCUUCCAGAAAUGGCGUUUAGCCCAGAUUGUCCCAAAGCAGUCGGAUGGGAAAAGAACCAGAAAGGAGGCAUGGGACCAAGGAUGGUGAACCUCAGCGAAUGUAUGGACCCUAAGAGGUUAGCUGAGUCAUCAGUGGAUCUAAAUCUCAAAUUGAUGUGUUGGAGAUUGGUCCCUACUUUGGACUUAGACAAAGUUGUGUCUGUCAAGUGUCUGCUGCUUGGAGCUGGCACCUUGGGUUGUAAUGUAGCUAGGACGCUGAUGGGCUGGGGUGUCAGACACAUCACGUUUGUGGACAAUGCCAAGAUCUCCUAUUCCAACCCUGUGAGGCAGCCUCUCUAUGAAUUUGAAGAUUGCCUGGCGGGUGGUAGGCCCAAGGCCCUGGCGGCAGCAGACCGGCUCCAGAAAAUAUUCCCCGGAGUGGACGCCAACGGGUUCAGCAUGAGCAUCCCCAUGCCGGGCCAUCCGGUGAACUUCUCCAGCGUCACCCUGGAGCAGGCCCGCAGGGAUGUGCAGCAGCUGGAGCAGCUCAUCGAAGGCCACGACGUCGUGUUCCUGUUGAUGGACACCAGGGAGAGCCGGUGGCUGCCUGCCGUCAUCGCUGCAAGCAAGAGAAAGCUGGUCAUCAAUGCUGCUUUGGGAUUUGACACAUUUGUUGUCAUGAGACACGGCCUGAAGAAACCUAAGCAGCAGGGUGCCGGGGACUUGUGUCCCAGCCACCCCGUGGCACCUGCCGACCUGGGCUCGUCACUGUUUGCCAACAUCCCUGGCUACAAACUUGGCUGCUAUUUCUGCAACGAUGUGGUGGCCCCGGGAGAUUCAACCAGAGACCGGACCUUGGACCAGCAGUGCACUGUGAGCCGUCCGGGACUGGCCAUGAUUGCGGGAGCCCUGGCAGUGGAGUUGAUGGUUUCUGUUUUGCAACAUCCAGAAGGGGGCUACGCCAUUGCCAGCAGCAGUGACGACCGCAUGAAUGAGCCUCCAACGGCUCUUGGGCUCGUGCCUCACCAGAUCCGGGGAUUCCUGUCACGGUUUGAUAACGUCCUUCCUGUCAGCCUGGCGUUUGACAAGUGUACAGCUUGUUCUUCUAAAGUCCUCGAUCAAUAUGAGCGAGAAGGAUUUAAUUUCCUAGCGAAGGUGUUUAAUUCUUCACAUUCCUUCUUAGAGGACUUGACCGGUCUUACGUUGCUGCAUCAAGAGACCCAAGCUGCUGAGAAUGACUUAGAAGCAGUUAGAGAGUAAGUUUCCGGCCCAAGAAGACAAUCAUGGAGGAGUAUGUUCUGGCUGAGGAGCCUGGAUGAAGUGUCCCAUCCACGCCACAUGGAUCCCGGUAAUUUUCUAAGAAUUCCGAUACCAAAAGAAGGAAAAGAAAAGGAAAAAAGCCUUAUUCUGAAACCAGCCCGGCCAUAAUUUCAUCUUCCUGGGAUGACUCAGAAGACAUUAGAGGCCAUCAAGGCGAAUGCCUCCGCAGCUAUGAUCACAAACGCCAACAUCUCUGCAGAACAUCCCAGAAGCGAGGAUGUUCUGCUUGACAGACCUCAGGCCUGUCGAACCCAAGAUCAACUGGCUGUGACCUAAAUGGGUAUUUAGUACCAGACAUUCAAGUUCUCAGUGAAUGAAAAGACCACAUCAUCACAUGCUUGUCUUCAGUAUCAGGUUUUCUCCUAAAUUUAAAGAAAAUAAAACUUAACGUUGCCAAGCUAUGUAAAUUGCUUCCCUGACACAAUCUCCCCCCUCAGGAAAAUACGUGGCUUCUGCAGGCCACUUCAUGAAUGGUGCCAGCCCAGGGGCGGAGGCCUGAGCUUCCGGUCAGAACGCGCCUCUGUCCAGCACAGACUCCGCAGUAUUCAACCCAUGUGAACUGAGCCCCUGUUCUGUGCCGGUUACAGAGAGGAAGAUACGGCCCUUCUCAGGGGUUCAUGACCGCACGGGGACACAAAGGCUCCCGAGUGAGACUGCAGCGCCCCAAGAGGG
Messenger RNA from Camelus dromedarius (Arabian camel), 3073 nucleotides. It is a transcript of the gene ATG7, whose product is annotated as autophagy related 7. NCBI's taxonomy places the organism in Eukaryota, Metazoa, Chordata, Mammalia, Artiodactyla, Camelidae. The transcript has 21 exons. The record is from RefSeq and is a predicted model, not a curated record. Gene Ontology annotation, molecular function: Atg12 activating enzyme activity; Atg8 activating enzyme activity. The coding region runs from base 239 to 2341 and encodes 700 amino acids. Gene Ontology annotation, cellular component: phagophore assembly site; cytoplasm. Gene Ontology annotation, biological process: autophagy of mitochondrion; protein modification by small protein conjugation; piecemeal microautophagy of the nucleus.